This is a messenger RNA of Capronia epimyces CBS 606.96, 1308 nucleotides long. RefSeq lists its product as uncharacterized. Gene Ontology annotation, cellular component: mannosyltransferase complex; endoplasmic reticulum membrane. The transcript has 3 exons. The coding region runs from base 1 to 1308 and encodes 435 amino acids. The record is from RefSeq and is a predicted model, not a curated record. Gene Ontology annotation, biological process: GPI anchor biosynthetic process. Gene Ontology annotation, molecular function: alpha-1,6-mannosyltransferase activity; GPI mannosyltransferase activity. Lineage: Eukaryota; Fungi; Ascomycota; Eurotiomycetes; Chaetothyriales; Herpotrichiellaceae.
AUGGCAUCAGUCUUGUCUUCGAGGAUAGUCCAUAACCACCCACUCAUUGGACUCUUUGUGAUAUUCCUCGCUUGGAAACUAUGCAUUCUUCUGAUCACAUUGGCCAGCCCUGGUCCGGGAUAUGACACGUCUACAAGCCUCCUUUUCGGCCAUCAAGACUCUCGACACGCUACCUCUGGAACUCCUAGCUUUAUGGCGAAUCGGUGGUUCAAUUUCGUCAGAUGGGACGCUAUCUACUUUACCCACAUGUCGGAGCAAGGACAUGUGUAUGAGCAGGAAUGGGCCUUCGGGAUGGGCAUCUCCACAACAAUAUCAUGGGUCGCCGCACCCGGUCUCGCUUUGUCACACUUGGCCCAUUGGCUAUCCGUUCGUCAACUCUUUGCGCUUGCCACGAGUCUCCAUGGCGGAGAGGAGCUUUCACCGUCGCUGGGCCCGUUCUAUGCUGCAGCACUUCACAUAUUUUCUCCCGCCGGAGUGUUUCUCUCCGCUCCGUACACCGAAAGUUUGUUUGCAUUUCUUUCCAUAUCUGGCUUUCUGGGAUAUGUCCGAGCUGCAAGCCAUUUUACACGUGACGGCCUGGUUCCUGGCUGCAUUAACAUGACGGGUGCAGCGAUAGCUUUUGGCAUGGCAACCUUUGUCAGGAGCAACGGCAUACUUGCGGGAAUACCAUUCCUUCUCGAAGCGAGUGCAACUGCACACGCAAUUCUCCGCCAAGGUGUAUCGUUGCCUCGAGUCAGCUGGCUUGCCUCAGCCGGCUUGGGGGGUCUACUGGUGGCAGCCGGGAUGGCGAUACCACAAAUCAUCGCAUACUACGAGUACUGUGAUGGGCGAGAGCCUGGAGCCAGGAGGCCAUGGUGUGAAUCUAUAUUCCCGUCGAUCUUCACAUGGGUCCAGUCUCACUAUUGGAACGUUGGUCCAUUCCGGUAUUGGACGCUUUCGAAUCUUCCCCUGUUCUUGCUUGCGGCACCCGCGCUCUGGCUCCUCUUCUACUCUGCAAUAGAUGUUCUCCACGAUCCGGCAUCCCUUGUGGCAACUUCCUCAAAAAUCCCGUCUCGGAUCGUAACAACGCAGCAAAAGAGAACUAUCAUAAGCCUGGCAGUACCGCAACUGGCGCUCGCAGUCCUUGCAUUGACGAGUUAUCAUGUGCAGAUCAUCACGAGGAUAUCAUCGGGAUAUCCGCUGUGGUAUUUGUGGCUGGCGGCUAAAAUCCAGGGAAACCCAAAGCGUACGGUGCCCAUCAUCCGCUGGAUGGUGGUUUAUGCAUUGAUCCAGGCUGGCUUAUACGCAUCAUUCUUACCACCGGCCUGA